AUGACAACUUGGAGAGCAUUAAUGUCACCAUCUAGAAAUGUGUCUCUUUAAGAAUCUAAUUAAGAUUCUAUUGAUAAUAGAAUUCUCACUUAACUUAAAGGAAGACAUGCCAAAACUAUUACAUAAAGUACCAAUAUUUCACAUUAAAAACCUACCACUAAAAGAUUACAUUCCAAAUCUAUUGAUAUUGAUUAAGCAUUUAUCAAAUCAUCUUCGGAUAAUUUAUUAGAAGUAAUUUAAAUUUCUAUCUUUAAGGAAAUUAAUGUUAUUGAUCAAGAAACUCAUUUAAAUGACAUUAAAGAAAUGUUGAUCAAAAAUUCAAUUUAACUUCAAAAAUUAAAUAAAGAAAUUGAUAUAUAUGAUUAUAAUUAAAGACAAAUUAAAGCAUUAUAAAAAUAAAUUUUGUUUUAGAGAAGUAAGUAUAAUUUAUAAAUCAAUUCCUAAAUAAAUGAUUGCAAUAAAAAGUUAUUACAAAUUUAAACCAUAUUACAACCAAAUUAUUGA
Paramecium sonneborni is the source of this 504-nucleotide messenger RNA. The record is from the annotation of a GenBank genome assembly. Lineage: Eukaryota; Ciliophora; Oligohymenophorea; Peniculida; Parameciidae.